GUGAGAGCGCUCCAUCCACACCCACCACCUGCUCGACCAAAAACCCCGCAACGCUGCCUCCCGCGCCAUGCCGCCGCGCGCGGCGGCGCUCCGCCGCCUCCUCCCCACUCACCUCCACCAACCCGCCACUCGCCCCGCCCCGCGUCGGCCGCUUCUUCCGCCGCAACCGGCCGACGAGGGUCCGCUCCCCGACCCCUACGCCCUCCUCGUCCACGACCCCAUCGACCUCCUCUCCUCCCUGUGGCGCCGCGCGUUCGCGCACCCGCUAGCGUCCCCGUUCCCCAACCUCUCCGGCUACGCCUCCCGCCUCGACCUCUGGCUCCUCUCCUACCAGCGCGCAUGCGCCCACGCCACGGGCACCUUCCCGCCGCGCCACGCUGUCCCGCUCCCCACCCUCCACUGCCUCCUCCGCCUCCGCGCCGCCGCGCUCCGCCGCCACCCCGCCUUCCCCUGGGGCGCCUCCACGCACCUCCUCCUCCGCUCCCCCGCCGACCCGCCUUCCACCGUCCCGAUCUCCCGCCGCAAGCUUGAGGCCCGAUUCGCGGACGCACCGCCGCCGUUCCAGGACCGCGUCGUCCAGGAGCUCCUCCUCCUCCUCCUCCUCGAGCCCGUCUUCGAGCCGCGCUUCUCCCCAAAGUCUCACGCGUUCCGUCCCGGACGCGGGCCCCACUCCGCCAUCCGCUCCGUCCGCUCCCGCUUCGCUGCUUACCUCUGGUUCGUCUCGGCCGACCUCACCGCGGUGGUCGACGGCCUCUCGCCGGAAACCAUCCUUUCAUGCGUCCAGAAGGCUGUCUCCGACCGCAAGGUGCUCUCGUUGCUCAAGUCUGCCCUCAAUACCCCCGUCCGACCAGGAUCUGUGCCACCACUGGAGAAGGACCUCGACGGGCUGGCCAAGAAGAGGCUGAAAAGGAAGGUUCUCAGGAAGAGCAGGAAGAAGAAGGUGCUUAACGAGAAUGAGCCGAAGCCUGACCCUUAUUGGUUGAGGCUGUUCUUUGGGUUUGCUCCUGAACAGGCGUGCCAUGUGCCCAAUUACGGGCAUUGUGGGAUCAUUAGCCCUUUGCUUGCUAAUGUGUGCCUUAACGAGCUGGAUUGGUGGAUGGAGGAGAAGAUUAAUGAGUACUUUUGCCCAUCCAAGCAUGAUUCGAUUUGGAAGGAGGCGGGUGAUGAGGGGUGCCACAAUCCCGCUUGGCCUGAGUUUGUUCCAUCAGCUGGGAAGGAGAAGACAAGGAAGAUGGAUUUCCUUCGGUUUGGUUCUCAUGUCUUGAUUGGGAUCAGGGGGCCGAGGGAGGAUGCAGUUGAGAUAAGGAGACAACUGAUGGAAUUUUGCGAGAGAACAUUUGGUUUAAGGUCAGAGAAUUCGAUGGUGGAAAUCGAGCACAUCACAAGGGGGAUUGAAUUCUUGGAUCAUGUGAUCACACGCAGGGUCAUCUACCCGACUUUGCGAUAUACUGCCAGUGGAGGGAACAUUGUCAGCGAGAAGGGUGUCGGAACAUUGUUGUCUGUAACAGCGAGCCUACAGAGGUGCAUAAGGCAUUUCAGGAAGCUUGAGCUUGUAAAGGGCGACAGGGAUCCCGAGCCAUUGCCAUGUUCACCAAUGCUCUAUUCUGGGCAGGCACACACUAAUUCCCAGAUGAACAAGUUUCUCGAGACCAUGGCUGAUUGGUACAGGUAUGCAGAUAACCGAAAGAAGAUUGUAGGGUUUUGUGCUUAUGUCAUAAGGAGCUCACUGGCAAAGCUCUACGCAGCAAGGUAUAGACUGAAGUCCCGAGCUAAGGUCUACAAGAUCGCUUCACGGGAUCUUAGCCGCCCUUUGAGAGAAAGCACAAGGAAUGAUGCUCCAGAAUACUCUGAUCUUUUGAGGAUGGGAUUAGUUGAUGUUAUUGAGGGUGUACAAUUUGCACGAAUGUCAUCAAUUCCAUCGUGUGACUACACACCUUUCCCUAGAAACUGGGUACCGCACCAUGAACUUCUAUUGCAAGAGUAUAUUAAGCUGCAGGAUCCAAAGUUCUUUUUUGAACUUCACAAGACUAUCAAACGUCAGGAAAUAAAUUCACCACAGGAUGAUGUAUCAAAGAUGGUGUGGUAUUAUAAAGUACAUGGUGUUUAUGAUGACAAUAGAUCUUUGAUGAAAGCCAAGGAAUUGAGAAAUGGGGAAGUUGUCAAUGGGGACAAGCAACUUCUAUUACAUACAUAGUCCUGACUCUUAUGUUCCUGAUUGUUUAUGAAAUAUUGAUAGAGAUCCAAUUGAGCAUCUGGCAGAUCUCCUUCAGUUGUGAAUUGGUUUUUUGUUGUAUGACAGUAUGAGUGACCCUAUUCUCAUUAUUUGUAAAGAAGAAUAAUGGGUAUCUAUGAACAACAUAUCAGCUAAAGAAAUGCACCAUAUUCAUCUAGCAUGCAGGACUGCAGGAGUAUACGUUUGAAUGUUUACAGAAGCAAUUCAAGAUAGGAUGUGCUUUACUCUAAACAAAAUAAUCGCCAUUUGUCAAGGAUCCACAGACCGCAGGUACUCAUCUUGCAGAUCCCCUAUUUGCUGAAAUGUCGUAGCAUGCAAACUAUUUCAGUAAUUUUGAAAAGAAAAGAAUCAUUUUGAGUGGUUUUGACAAUAGGUCAAUCUGGUAACUUAUGGACACGCCAGAAGAAUUGAUGACUCGGUGUUGGCUAGAGAUAGCUGCAUCAGAUGUCUAGACCAUUCCAUCUAGAAUUGUAAUAUUCUUCUCUCGGUGUUUAACUUCAGCUUGGCCUUUUCUCGGCAAUAGAUAGUUUUGAUGCAAAGAUCUAUAGCCAUUCAAACACCUGGUUGCCAGGACCUGAAGGCAUAAGCACUUUACGGGAUGGCUGAUAUGGAUCAAUGGAUGUAUGGCUUAACAAAAGCUGAGCCUAAGGGGAGAGAAUUUUAAGCUUAAUAAAAAUGUAGUAAAUCAUUAUAUGAGAUAUCCAUUGUUGUCAUUUUUUUUUGCCACCCGUAGCAACGCACAGGCAUUCAACUAGCACUCCAAAUUCUUAAAAGUUUGUGGUACUGAGAUAGUAAAAUUUCAGUUUUCCACAUUCAUUGAUCAAUUCAACUGUAUUAGAUAUAGGGGCAAACCACACCGCACUGGACAGGUUUUGUGUUUCUUGAUACUUUUGGAGAAAAUAGAGAUUGCAUUUGCCUUCCUAGUUUUUUCUGCUCAAAUAAUCAUUACCUUUUACUAAGUCCGUUCAAACUCAGUUUCUUUAGUAGUUAUGCUUUCUUUGGAAUCCUAAAUCUCUUUUGACUUUUUGAGGACCAUUCACUGAUAAAAAGCUAAGUUAUAACCAAUCCAGUUUUUAGCAAAGCAAAGCUUAACCUGAUUUUUGCGAUCCUGCCAGGAUUCUCGGACUAAGGACUGUGAAAUAAAAUGUGGAAUGUUCUCAUUGGGAUCAUCGUUGAUUGACAUUUCCAUCAUUUUCCAGCAUGACUAGCCAGGUUUUUCUGAAAGUUUCAGACUUUUGGUUUAUGACUUUUACUUCUCUGUAUUGAUUCAAUUUCUCCUUUGUUGGCCAGAAUCAUCGUAAGGCAUGUCUAGUUAGUUCAGAUUUAAAUAUCAGUACACAAGAAACCUAGGAAUUGAUCUAGUUGUGCAUUCUGCAUACAGUAAUCCUUUUUGUGAUCAACUAAUACUCUUCUUGAUUCCUGAUCUUUCUAUACUUAAUUGAUGGUGCACUUGAUGGAUAAGUCUUUGUGCUGGAUGGAUAAGGCAUAGGGUCCUUGCAAGGACCAGAGCAUCUAUUCCUUUAGCAUAUUUCAGUUUGCUAGGACAGUCAGUUUGCUAGGACAACAUCUUUUGGCUGCCUGCCCUGGCUGCCUAUAAGUAUGUAUCCCCAGCCCCUUGGGUUGGUAUGGCUUUGAGUUUGUGAAUAUGAGAAAACCAGAAAAUUGCCCCAA
This is a messenger RNA of Panicum virgatum (switchgrass), 3904 nucleotides long. RefSeq names its product nuclear intron maturase 1, mitochondrial-like. Gene Ontology annotation, biological process: mRNA processing. The record is from RefSeq and is a predicted model, not a curated record. The transcript has 2 exons. Bases 68 to 2194 code for a protein of 708 amino acids. Lineage: Eukaryota; Viridiplantae; Streptophyta; Magnoliopsida; Poales; Poaceae.